UGCCGGAAGUUGCCUUUUCCUGGCUAUUCUGGCGGCUCAGCUUUUUUUACAUCUCCUGAUUCCAAGGUGGCAACAGCAUACUUCUGAUUCAGCCCCUCCACUUAGCUGUAAAAAUGAAUUAAUCAGAACUGCCUGGCAUCUUCCUGAGCAAGACUUUCAAUUGGACCCAGCAUGCUUCAUUUCAUCCAGAAGUUUUCUCAGGCAUCUUCAAAGAUGCUGAAGUACCCUUUCACAUUCCGACUAGGAGCCAGCAGGAUAGAAACAGUUUCUCUCAAGACAUGUCUCCAGCAAAACUUUUCCCCUUUGUUGCCAGGGCCUUGGUUUUUCUCAUCAUUUCCAGUGUAUAUGAACAAGACACAAUACUAUCAUACUUCCCUGUGCAGCUUUAAGAAGCAGCAGAAGCAAGAAGUCCUUCCAACCAAGCCACCAGGCACCAUAACUUUCCUGCUUGAAAGCCCAAAGCCACUAUUAUACAUAAUUCUGGCAGGAGUAAUCCCCUUUGUUGCUCCACCACUGGUCAUGGUGAUGGCAAAGACUUAUAUCCCCUUAUUAGCUUUUACUCAGAUGGCUUAUGGAGCCAGUUUCCUAUCUUUCUUGGGAGGGAUCAAAUGGGGUUUUGCUCUGCCAGAAGAUAAUACAGCCAAACCAGACUUCCUCAGUUUGGCUAGUAGUACGCCUCCUCUUCUGUUUUCAUGGUUUGCCUUCCUUAUUUCUGAAAGACUCAGUGAAGCUAUAGUCACAGUAAUAAUAGGUUUGGGGAUAGCAUUACACAUUGAACUUUUUCUCUUGCCACAUUAUCCCAACUGGUUCAAAGUCCUUAAGAUAGUAGUCACUUUAGUGGCUUUGCUUUCAUUUGUAAUCACUUUACUAGUUAAAGAUAUUUAUCCAGAGAAAGGACUCAAGAAGCCUGGUCAAGUAGAAUAAAUAUAAAAACUACUUUGUAGAUAAUGUUAGCAUGUUGGCUACAAGCCUCGUAAAGUUGUGUUUUGGCAUCACCUUUUUCUUCUUCUCCUGUUUAGCUUUUGUUCCCCAUCAGUGGUUAUUUAUUCACAGAUAUUUUUUUUUCAUUUCUAGAAAUCUUUAUUUCCUAGGAAUUACUUGAUAAGAGUUUGAAAAUCCCUAACAAGUCAUUUUCACUUUAGGUUACAUUUUUCAGUGUGUAUGAAUUAUACAUAACAUUUUAAUGUUUUACUUGUUUUGAAAAACGUAAAAUGAAAAAAUGUAUAUAUAAAAUGAUAAAAAUGAAAAUCCUUUUUGCUAGAGCCUUAUGAUCAUUGAAAAAAGACACGC
This is a messenger RNA of Lynx canadensis (Canada lynx), 1290 nucleotides long. It is a transcript of the gene TMEM69, whose product is annotated as transmembrane protein 69. The record is from RefSeq and is a predicted model, not a curated record. The coding region runs from base 172 to 924 and encodes 250 amino acids. The transcript has 3 exons. NCBI's taxonomy places the organism in Eukaryota, Metazoa, Chordata, Mammalia, Carnivora, Felidae.